AUGGAGGCUUCGAGGCUUGGAGAGGACCAAGACCGCCAAGUCCACCAACAACCCUUCACCACGUACCUACCCACGUCACCAGAAAUGCAGCUCACAACCCUCACCGCCGCCCUCGCAGCCCUCGCCGCCACCGCGACCGCGACGCCAAUCAUGGGCACCAUCAAAAUGUUCUACGAUGCCGCCUCCGAUUGCACGGGAAACCCGCUGCAGAUGGAGACGGGCACGCUGCGCGGACAGGCCAUGGCGAUCCCGCCCGACUAUGUCGGCGCGUGUCACCGGAUUCCGGUUGGGAUUGAUAAUUCUACGUAUAAGAAGUUUUCGGCGAGUGGGCUCACGCCUGUUUUUAGCUUCGAGUUGUAUACGGAUGCCGAGUGUCAGAACCUAGCGACGAAUGUGUCGAAUGUUUGCGUGCCUGAUGUCCAUUCUUACAUUGGUCGUCGCUUGGAUGGCAACUGA
Messenger RNA from Colletotrichum lupini, 456 nucleotides. RefSeq lists its product as uncharacterized. The coding region runs from base 1 to 456 and encodes 151 amino acids. The transcript has 3 exons. Lineage: Eukaryota; Fungi; Ascomycota; Sordariomycetes; Glomerellales; Glomerellaceae. The record is from RefSeq and is a predicted model, not a curated record.